CAGACACAGCCUGGAAGCGAGAGCGCCCCAAGAGCGAUGCAGCGUCCCCUGGCGGCGAGGCGGAACUGCAGCUCCGGCUGCGCAGCCAGAUGCACGAAGUCUACUCGCACCGCGAGUCUAGCAGCUGCGAGCAUGAACGCCGGCGCCCGGGGUCCCGCGUGGACGCGGACACUGCCGUGUACCCACUGGAGGCCGUUGGACCCUGGGCCUCGGAAGGUGACUGUCCCCGUGCCAAUAGCCCCCCGAGUCCGACUAGUAUAGAAGCACUGAGCAAGGCUUGUGAUGACCCCCGCGCUGGUGGCCAGCUGACCUUUGACCCUGGGCCGCCCCCCACCCCUCCGAGGCCCAUCACGCCCAAGCCCCAGAGUCCCCAGAGCCCGGGGGCAGCAAGUGCCAAGUGUCCCAGCAGCCUCAGUGCACUGUCCCUGACCUCAGUGGAGAGUGACGGAAGGGCAGAAGACCCUGUCCAAAGGGAGCCAGGGCCUGGGUGCCUCCAGGAUUCCUCCCAGAACACGCAUGGGGAGGACAGCAGUGAGGACAGUGGCGGGGUCAGCCACCCUCAGCUGACCCCCAGCGGAGCGGCCAGUCCAGAGGAAAAGAAGGGAGAGGUUGUGACUGGUGAACCCUGGAGGCCAGGCUCAUCCCAGGAAGAGGAGAGGAUCGAGGCAGCCAGAAUCUCCAGGAGGAAAUGGGGCUCUGGGAGGAAGAUUGGACCUCGACCACUGUCGGACUAUGGCCAGCUGACCAGCCGGAGCUUGUCCAUUCCUGAAGACUCUGUUGCUGUGCACCCACAGAGUGAGGACUAUGUGGAUGGGCUGCCCGCAGUGAGCGUGGCCUCCACUAGUUCUGCAGACCAGACCUCAGCCAGCUGCCCUCGAGGAGGCCGGAGAAGACGCCCCAUUUCUGUGAUUGGAGGAGUCAGCUUAUAUGGCAGCACCCAGCCAGAGGAGAUGGAGAGCCUUCUAACCCAACCUGCAGCCAGGCCUCCUGUGCCCUCCCACCAGGUGCCACCCUACAGGGCCGUGUCGGCCCGGCUGCGGCCCUUCACCUUUUCCCAGAGCACCCCCAUUGGGCUGGACCGCGUGGGCCGGCGGCGGCAGAUGCGAGCGUCCAACGUUUCUUCAGAUGGAGGCACCGAGUCCUCUGGCUUAGUGGAUGACAAUGGCAGUGAGGAGGACUUCAGCUAUGAAGAACUCUGUCAGGCCAACCCUCGAUAUCUACAGCCAGGAGGGGAGCAGCUGGCCAUCAAUGAGCUGAUCAGCGAUGGCAGCGUGGUCUGCGCAGAGGCCCUGUGGGACCAUGUGACCAUGGACGACCAGGAGCUGGGCUUCAAGGCUGGUGAUGUCAUCCAAGUCCUGGAAGCCUCAAACAAGGACUGGUGGUGGGGCCGGAAUGAGGACAAGGAAGCCUGGUUCCCCGCAAGCUUCGUCAGGCUUCGUGUCAACCAGGAAGAGCUGUCGGAGAAUUCCAGCAGCUCCCACGGCGAGGCGCGGGAGGAUGGUGCCGGCCCCAGCCACCACAAGCUCUCUGAGAACAAGCACCAGAUGCGGACCAACGUUAUCCAGGAAAUCAUGAACACCGAGCGGGUGUACAUCAAGCACCUCAAGGACAUCUGUGAGGGCUAUAUUCGACAGUGUCGCAAGCACACAGGAAUGUUCACUGUUGCACAGUUAGCUACUAUUUUUGGAAACAUUGAAGAUAUUUACAAAUUCCAAAGACAGUUCCUGAAAGACCUUGAGAAAAAGUACAACAAAGAGGAACCUCACUUAAGUGAAAUAGGAUCCUGUUUUCUGCGACAUCAAGAAGGCUUUGCCAUCUAUUCCGAGUACUGCAACAACCACCCUGGUGCCUGCUUGGAGCUCUCCAACCUCAUGAAGCAGGGCAAGUACAGGCACUUCUUUGAGGCCUGCCGCCUGCUGCAACAGAUGAUCGACAUUGCUCUUGACGGCUUCCUCCUCACACCCGUGCAAAAGAUCUGCAAGUAUCCCCUGCAGCUGGCCGAGCUGCUCAAGUACACCACGCAGGAGCAUAGUGAUUACAACAAUAUCAAGGCAGCCUAUGAGGCCAUGAAGAAUGUAGCCUGUCUGAUCAAUGAGCGCAAACGCAAGCUGGAGAGCAUCAACAAGAUUGCUCAGUGGCAGGUGUCCAUCAUCGGCUGGGAGGGCCUCAAUAUUCUAGACCGGAGCUCAGAGCUGAUCCAUUCUGGGGAGCUGACCUGGAUCACCAAGCAAGGCAAGAGCCAGCAGAGGACGUUUUUCCUGUUUGACCACCAGCUGGUCUCCUGCAAGAAGGACCUGCUACGCCGGGACAUGCUGUACUACAAAGGCCGCAUGGACAUGGACCAGGUGGUGAUUGUGGACGUGGAGGAUGGGAGGGACAAGGACUGGAACCUCAACGUGAGAAAUGCCUUCAAACUCAUCAGCAGGACUACAGAUGAGGUACACCUGUUUUGUGCCAGGAAACAGGAAGACAAGGCCAGGUGGCUGCAGGCCUGUGCAGAUGAGAGGCGGCAGGUGCAGGAGGACCGGGAGAUGGGAAUGGAAAUCUCAGAAAACCAGAAGAAGCUUGCCAUGUUAAAUGCUCAGAAGGCAGGGCAGGGAAAGUCAAAAGCUGAUCCCUUACUUCCAGUUCCCACCUACCUCCGUGGACUUCCUAACAGAGAAUCAAACACACAGACAUGUUUUUAUUAAGCUCAGUUGAAGACCUGGAUUGCUCCAGGCCAGUUUAUCAAAGUUCCUUCUUAAUUUAAGUCACAUUUUCCACUUGAAGCAACAAAAGAACCUUCUACCUGGAUUAUGUGUGAAUUUCAUUGGGAAUUGCUACCCUGUCCUCUUGUGGGCCAAACAAAAAGAUGAUGCAACAUUUUGAUGAAUUUUAUUUGUUCUUUAAUUUUUCAGAUUUUGCCAACUCUGUUGAGAUAGUUGGAAUGGCCUUGGGUCAAAAGCCGCCAUCUCAAUUUUGAUCAUAAUCUAAAAUGUAUAUCAACUAUGUAGUAGGCUUUAUGCAAUCAUAACAAUAAUUGAAAAAUGCUAGCAAAGUAACAUUCUUUGUUCCUGACCACUAGAAAGAGGGUGGCAAACAAUUUGCCAGAGCUUUCAUGGGAUACUGUUGACAUAAUUUGUUUUCAUUAGGUCUGAUUUUUGUUUCUGCUGGUAGAUUGGACUCUGUAUUUGAAAAGAUGCCACCACCAUCUAAAGCCAUUUGUAAAUAUUGUGCUUUUUUAUACUCAGUCCAGUGGAAGGUUAUAUGUCACACUGUAAUUUGGUGUUGUCUUUACAUAAAGCAAAUGUACACUUAAUUCAGAAUUCAAUUCAUAAUAGAAAUCUUCUGUAAAAAGGUGCCAAGUGAUCCAGCAACUUGCCAGGUAGAAAUCUCUGCAGGCUUGAAUUACUGACAUUCCUCAGUACAAGUCAGCUGUGUUUCCUCAACAGAAUAAAGCAUCCUGAUUACCCAGAGCUGUGGGAGAGGAGACAGAUGUCCCUCGGGACAGUGUCAACUUCAAGUAUGCACAAAUGUCUCCUUGAUGGUUUGCGUGCUAGCUGUGACUUCUGGGUUAAGUAUCUAGCAAACAGUUUUCCAUAUACUAUACUUUAAUAGCUCUCUGUUAAAACCUACUUGGCCAAUGCUGUUUGUUUUCAGAAUGUAAUGGACUUGAAGUUCAAAGACUGGAAAAAAAUAAGUGGAAACUUUCUUCUAGCUGGCCUUGGAGGGGGAAAAAAACCCAGAAGUUUAUGUAUUUUAUGUCAACUUAUUUAGCUCCAACAUACUUUUCACUGCUGCUUUUAGUCAGCUCGUAGGCAUUAACAUUUGUAGUUAGAAAAUAUUUUGAAUGAUUCUGUAAUUUAAUAAUCGUUCUUUUCUGGGGGGUACAUAUUAGCAUCCAGUGUGGUUUCUUAAUCUACCUUGCAAGGCUUUUAGUAACCUUUCAACUUGUCCACAUAAAGUUGAUGUCAUCUGCGUAAAUCAGGUGAUACUUCUGAACUUGGCUUUAUCAGCUGAAGUAUGGUCCAUAAGAUUGUUGUAACUUCAUAUGUAUUUUUAUUGAAUGCUUUUUUUGUAAAAAAAAAUUAUUUACAAUGUUAUUUGAAUGAUUUCUUGUAAAUGCUGUGAAUCUGUGUUUGUUUUGUA
Messenger RNA from Fukomys damarensis (Damara mole-rat), 4128 nucleotides. RefSeq names its product spermatogenesis associated 13 (gene Spata13). The coding region runs from base 90 to 2690 and encodes 866 amino acids. NCBI's taxonomy places the organism in Eukaryota, Metazoa, Chordata, Mammalia, Rodentia, Bathyergidae. The record is from RefSeq and is a predicted model, not a curated record. The transcript is spliced from 12 exons. Gene Ontology annotation, molecular function: guanyl-nucleotide exchange factor activity; protein binding. Gene Ontology annotation, biological process: intracellular signal transduction.